This is a messenger RNA of Halteromyces radiatus, 1854 nucleotides long. RefSeq lists its product as uncharacterized. The record is from RefSeq and is a predicted model, not a curated record. NCBI's taxonomy places the organism in Eukaryota, Fungi, Mucoromycota, Mucoromycetes, Mucorales, Cunninghamellaceae. The annotation marks the transcript as partial. The transcript has 4 exons.
GAUGAAUAUUGGUAGUCUUGGCAACCAAACCAGCAGUAAAGAUUUGUGUCACAUAGACCUGUAUUAUAAAACAAAACAAAAAAAAAAAAAAAAUAGGAUUCUUCCCUUCUUUCUUUUCCUUUUCUUUAUUUUUUUUUUUAUGGACAUUGCCACAAGAAAAAAACAAGGUGUAGAACGGCAAACUACUUUUGGCCCUUCUGCUCCUAUAGAUGAAUGGGAACUAGAAAAAGCAACAAUCUUACGUGAAGCCAAGGAAAACAAAGAACGUGCUGAAAGGUUACAACAAAAACUAGAGCAAGAUCAACUUACCUAUGAAAAAAAUACGUCUAGUUUACUGAAAGAAGUCAAACUGAAAGAACUUACUUGGGAAAAACGUCGACAAGAAAUGGAUGAAAAUUGGAUGAAUCAAGUUUUGGAAUUACAACGACAAUUAGAGAAAGAGAAUGAUGAACAUCAAGAGAAUUUACGAAGCAUCAAGGCACAAAUGGAAGCAACACUACAAGCUGAACAAAAGAAAAAUGAUCGAAGGGUAGCCAAUCUACAUUCAAGAUUAGAAGCAAAAGAAAAAAUCUUACAACAAUAUCUUGAACAACAAUCAACCUCUCCGAUAACUCCAUCCGCUAGUACUUUGGAUAAUCCAUCCAUUUCGUCACCUGUUACCCCUUCAAACGACACUCAACACAUUCGAAAACUUGAACGGCAAUUGGUCCAACAGAAACAGCAAUAUGAACAACUCCAGCAACGAUACGAUAUGAUAUUAUCAUCAAUAGAAUCUCCAUCUUCAACAUCCUAUACAACCAUGAUCGCAGACCAUAACAAGAAGAUUCAAGCCUUGACAGACGCACAUGUGCAGGAACAACAACGACUUCGGGAUAAUUUUAUGAAUGAAAAUAGUGCUUUGACGAUGCAUAUGGAAGCACGACUUCAAAACCUCCAAAACGAAUACGAAGACACGUUACGAGAAACCAGGGAACAGUUUGCUACUGAAAAGGAAGUAUGGAGGAUUGAACAACAAGCCAAGAUGGAUCACGCUUUACGAGAGAUGGAGGAAAAACAUAUGGAUCAGAAGAAUGAACUCGAUCGACAAUGGCGCAAUAAGUUACGAGACAUGGAGGCCUCUCUUUCCAAGGAUGGUACGGCUAUCCAAGCACAUUGGCAAUCUAAAUUACAAUCACUGGAGGAACAACAUCAGAAAGACAUGACACGACUACGUGGGGAAUUGGAUGUUGUCAAGGAACGUCUAGGUAAUGAUAUCGAACGACGCCAUCAAGUACAAGCUCGUCUGGCUGCUUUGGAAUCCAAGUAUCAUCAAGAUCAUUUAAUAUGGACCCGACAUAAAGCACAACUUGAUCACUUGUUACAACAACAACAAAAAACGACAAAGGUAAAUAAAAUAAAAUAAAAUAUGAUAGUUUUUAUAUAUAUGUAUAUAUAUAUAUUUCUGUAGAUCGCAAAAGACAAUGAAAAAGCAGAGCGAAUGGCUUUGGAUUUAUUGAAUAUAUUAUCUUUGGAUGAACAAAAAUCAGCACCUUUGAUGGAUCUUUUACAUAUGUCAAUACAUCAUGCUCUUUUAUUGCAACAACACAAUUUGGUAAGUAAAAGAUAAAGAAAAUAUAACUUGGAUGGAUAAUUGACGAGUGAUUUGUUUUUAUAGCCUAAUACAUAUGAUGAUACCUUGGAUGCGAUUUCAUUCAAUUUGCCUUGAACUCCGUGAUUAGUUUAUAUAUUUCCUUAUUAUCCUUCCUUUUUUUUUUAUCCCUCUAUAUAGUUUUCCCCUUUCUUAUAUCCAUCAUCUAUAAAAAAAAAAAAAUAAUACCAAAAUAAUAAAAAUAUAUAUAUAUAUAUGGUCCUUUU